Messenger RNA from Clonostachys rhizophaga, 375 nucleotides. Lineage: Eukaryota; Fungi; Ascomycota; Sordariomycetes; Hypocreales; Bionectriaceae. The record is from the annotation of a GenBank genome assembly.
AUGCCGUCUAAUAUUCUCGGUUCUCAAUCAUUAUCCAUUUCGGUGGGUGGUAACGGCUUUGCAUUCCCCCAUCGCGACGAUGAAUUGGCCCAGCACGAGACUUUCUUUCACGAGCAUAACAAAAGCGAGCAUACCUGGGUCAUCUACUUCAUACAUCUAGGUGAUCUGCCCAUCUCUGGAUCAAAGAUGGCCAGAUCGUAUCGCCUUCCUACCGAGCUUGAUCAGGCCAAGAAAGAGUUCCAUGAUGCUCUGCUCAACUCGCUUGGUACCCCAAACACCAUGCUCGUCGUCCUCCAACUGGUCAAUGCAACCAACGUUCAUCCACAAGAAAGCAAGGACGCCAGCAUCCCAGAAGUGGAGGCCAUUGCCAGAUAA